AUGGAGGCUUCUUUGGAUGCCAAGAUACGUCGUGGGGAACAUGUCAAAGCUGCUGAGGAGUAUACAAGGAAAUAUUGGAGAGAUACCACUGCUGAUGAGAUGAGAGCCUUUCUAGCCAUAUUGAUAGUCAUGGGAAACAACAAAAGGCCCAGUUACAAAUCAUAUUGGACCACUGAUUCCAUAAUACAAAUGGAGGGAUUCCGAACCAUCAUGUCAAGAGACCGCUUCUUGAAUCUACUUCGUUUCUUGCAUGUUUCAAACAAUGAAACAGCAGUACCAAGGGGGCAGCCAGGGUAUGAUCGUUGCCAAAAGAUUCGACCAGUUAUUGACAUAUGUGUUUCACAAUGGCAGGACGCCUUCAAUAUUGAGAAGCAGGUUGCGAUUGACGAAGGAAUGAUCGGGUUCAAAGGCCAUGUGUUCAUGAGGCAGUACAUGCCAAAAAAACCGACCAAGUGGGGAUUGAAAGCAUGGAUUUUGGCAUCUUCCCAAACAGGAUUCGUAUCAAACUGGAAGCUCUACACCGGGAAAGAGGGGGACAGAGCUGAAGAGCGCCUUGGUCAAAAGGUAGUUACUGAUUUGAUGGAAAUUUCACCUCAGGGACAUGAAUGCUAUUGUGAUAAUUUCUUCACCUGCUAUGAGCUGCUGCAAGAUCUAGAACGAAGAGGUAUUGGCUGCUGUGGUACCGUGAAAUCCAAUAGAAAGUCAAAUCCUCCAGAGAUCAAGACAUUUAUUGCAAAGAGAGGAGCUGCAGUACUCAAGGCAUUGUCUCCAAUUUUCAAGAGAUGUGGAAAUACGUUGGCUGUAGGAUGGUUUGACGGCCUGUGA
Messenger RNA from Lineus longissimus, 825 nucleotides. Its product is annotated as piggyBac transposable element-derived protein 4-like. The transcript has a single exon. NCBI's taxonomy places the organism in Eukaryota, Metazoa, Nemertea, Pilidiophora, Heteronemertea, Lineidae. The record is from RefSeq and is a predicted model, not a curated record. Bases 1 to 825 code for a protein of 274 amino acids.